Molecule: messenger RNA, 3674 nt
Organism: Amoebophrya sp. A25
Lineage: Eukaryota; Dinophyceae; Syndiniales; Amoebophryaceae
Source: the annotation of a GenBank genome assembly
GGACCGGAUCUAAAGAUGGUAGAUAAGCACAACCACAAGCAUUGUAUUUGAAUUUGUAUACUACAACAUCAAAGACGAGUACAAGAAGCAAAACUACAUCUAGAACUGCAACAUCAACAAGAGCUACAAUGUCUUCGCCAAUCGAUCCGGUUUUGCAACCUGGCACUCCGCGAACAGAAGCCGAUGGCUGGCCCUUACCCGCAUCCCAAUCCCGUAUUCUAAGACAAAAAGCCCAACAACCUAUCAUUCUAGUGCAACAACCUGGAAUUCCUGCACAGCCUGGAAUUGCAAUUGCACAAUUUGGAGUUGGAACUGGCGCAAGUGGAGCAGGUACAACUGGUGCAUCAAGCGUAAGUGCGGGAACGACUGUCGCUAAUGCUGCUUAUGGUGGUGAUAAAAACGGAACCUCAUCCUCAACAAGUUGCACAUCAAGAAGGCCUGCGCCAACUCCUCUCGGCAAUGGAGGCUUACAUACACCUGUGCCUGUCGGAAGUUCUUGUCAGCCUUCUGGAGUCCAAGCGUAUCGAAUUGAGGUUGUUUCAGCGGCAUCAACCCCUUCAACCACAUUUUCGAGGCCUAGACUAUUCUCACCGAAUGGAGGCGUUCUUGUGACACCGUUAGGCGGGUCGGCAAGUCAAAAAAAUGAAGGAACGUCGCCAACUAAUCCUUUUGGCGCUGAAAAAAAUGGGAGACAGAAGAUGUUAGGGAUUGGAAUUUGGACGCAAAAAUGGCGUGGAUUUUCACGAGGCAUGAUGUAUUAAAAAGUAGUGUGUAGAAGUGGUUCUUCUUAACCCCUGGCGUGGGUACAAUAAUUGAUUUAUUCAUUCCUCAUCAACUAACUUUUUAAUCUUCAUCUCAUCAUGUUGCCAUUUCUAAAACUCGGACAGAUGAGUGCACGGGCGAUAAGUGCACUAACAACUGCUGCUCCAAACUUGCCAUAUAACGGACCUCAAACCUUUACAUUAAGCGGAAUAUCAGAGGAUGGACCGACUUCUGAGGUGAUCGGUGACACGCACACGACGCAGCAACAAAAGCGGAGCAGAGCAGGGGGAAAAGAAGAAGUUGUAUGUUUUUGUCAUUUGUUUUAGAUCGACAUCGCGAUUGUCUUCCUCCUCAUCUGGUUUUUCUCCUCACUAUAAUCUAUCCCGGUCACAGAGCGAUGCAUUGGUUGUUGCUGGUUGUGUUUUGUCAGUCCUUUCUAUUGUACCGCCUACACACUCGCGGCAACUACUGCGAUAAUCGGUAUGCCAUGUGUUUUUCUGCGAGUUCGGUGCUGUAUGGACGAAGAGCAACGGCAUAGACAUGCAGGAGCCAAACACCAAAGGCAGAUGGAGCGUGCGAUGCGUCGUGGACAAAAUCAGUUGAAAAGACUUAGGAGCUGCAUUGAUAUAAAGUUUAUCUAUUUUUAGAUCAAGGAGUAAGCUUAAGGGGCAGUGUGUGUUUGAAGGGGUCUCCUCGAAGAAAUUGUUGCUACAAAAUUCAAACUAGUAUGAGAAGAUAGUAAGAAAGAUUGUAUAUUAUGUGUAUCUGUAUCACUAUCAGAAGUGUAGUCUACUCCUUCUCCACCUUUAAUAUCCAAAGAGCAACGAAAUCUACAGCCGACACGGGGCAGCCUGCUGACCACAACGUGCCACACAGCUCACUGUAUUGGAAUGAUGUCUGCUUCUGCUGCGUCGAUUGUUGUCCUUCUUUUUGCCGAUCCUGCUCUUGCUGUCCUCGUCGCAGGGAUUACGGUAUUCCGAGCUUCGAGAUCAAUCGAGAAGACCUGAAUGGCAUCGAUUUGGUGAUACGUCAAGGCGCAAUUCGGGGGCCAGGCGAAAUUCACCUGGUGGAAGGAACAGCAGUUAAGGUCGAAGAGAUCAGCCACGUGCUCCUCGUGCUCCCUCGAGCUGGAUGGAAGUAGAUAUUCUCAAUAAAUCUUUUAAACCUACAAGAAAAGAAAACACACACACACACUCACACACUCUGCGGUCGUCUAGUUCUAGCUCUUCUAACCCUGACAACAUCCAACCUGAGAUGUUGGUGCAAGCUGCAACUAGUACAGGUCUCGGAGCAGAGGCUCCACGACAACUUGUUGCGCCAGUCGCAGAGGAAAUGACGGAUUUUGCCGGUCACGGCUUGCAUAUUCUGGGAGAAAAUUUAAGGGUGGAUCCUUGACACUAUCUGGAGUGAGGGAUCUAUGAUCCUAAAGGGAUUUCCCUAAUGUUUGACUCACUAUUUGUCUAAUUUGGUGUGCUGAUCAUGGUGUGAGGAGGAGCAAGAAGAAGCAACUGAGACUCACUUCUCCACGAGAGAUGUGGAUGAUGUACCGAAAACUGAAAAUAGCCGAGUUACUGACUGAAAUAAGUGAGGUAGCUUUGGCAGGGCUAUAACCGAGUUACUGACUGAAAUAAGGGUGGUAGCUUUGACAGGGCUACUCUUCCUUGUUCAGUAUCUCGCUUAUUUUCCGUAGUUACUCGCUUAUUUUAGUUUUUCGAAAAACUCGACUUGCUAUCCGUAAACAUUGCAAGUGAACAACUUUCAUGAAGGGAAGACUCAACCACGGACGAUAUGAAGCAAAAGCAAGUGAUGACUAGCAUUAGCUCUAAUACAUGUCCAAGAUUUCUCGACGGGUGAAGCUUUGGGUACCGUGACAGGGGUAGCUGAUGGCUUGGUUGGAAGUCUAGAGGAUAGCGCACUUGCUGGAACUGUGAAGAUAUGGUUUAUUUCGGGUCUUAUCAAAAAAAUUCGUGGACGAUCAUUUUGAUGAGAGUUUCAAGUCAGACUAUCAAAUAAAUCAUCAUCAUGGCGAUUAUAACUUGAUUCCUUGAUUUGAUUUUGAUCUGCUUUUUCUCCAACCAGAAAUCAAUAGUCGUCUCAACGUCAUCCUCUUCUCCCUCUAAACCGCGUAAUAACCACUGAUGAUGGUGGCAUUCUUGGCGUGAUUUUUGAGAAAGCCGGUGAGGCGCCUGCCGCAGCAACCGAAGUUAAGGCUUCCACCCCUAAUGAUCCAUCUCUAUAGUACUAACUAUAGGAAUCCAUCCCUCAGCCAUAGAUAUGACAUACAACGAAGUAGACCAUACGCAUGCGCAUACUGAGGGACCCUAUUUACACUUCAUUCUUGGCGAGAUAUUCAUAUUAUCUUCUUCUUACCUAAAAAAACGGGGAUGAAUCGGAAUUGCAAUUCUUGGGCUAGACUCUAUCUCUAAUGAAGCCUGUGAGGCCUUUUGCGGUGUGAUGGGGGAAGCGACGAGUUUGCUUGGCAAUUGCCUGGACUCUCUUGGCGGGAUCCAAUGUGGCGGUUGCGAUUGCGAUUGUAAUCCCUGUGCAUGCUGUGAUGGAGGCUGCGACUGCGGGAAUUGCGGUUGCUGCUGCUGUGAUUGCGAUAUUUGUUGAACGAGGUUUUUGAAAUUGAAAUUGCCGUUCUUGUUGCUGCAGUCUAUCUCUAUCCAUUUCCAUGUAGUUCAAGUUGCUUGUCUUCGUAUUUUUCAGGAACCACAACCACGAAUCAAUUAUACGGAAAUACUAGUUAGGUCGGCUCCACCACAAAAAAAAAAAUACGGAAAUCAGAAAAUCAUGUAAAGCAUCAUCACUAUUCUCUCGAACUUGAACAGUUCCACGAUGUUAAAGAUAGAUUUUUGGAUAGCUUUGUAGACACCAUGACUUCUGUGACGAAGAAGUAGAAGAAGAAGUAU